Lachancea lanzarotensis is the source of this 4485-nucleotide messenger RNA. Its product is annotated as LALA0S01e05094g1_1. Lineage: Eukaryota; Fungi; Ascomycota; Saccharomycetes; Saccharomycetales; Saccharomycetaceae. Bases 1 to 4485 code for a protein of 1494 amino acids. Gene Ontology annotation, biological process: Golgi to endosome transport; Golgi to vacuole transport; protein targeting to vacuole. Gene Ontology annotation, cellular component: Golgi apparatus; membrane. The record is from RefSeq and is a predicted model, not a curated record. The transcript has a single exon. Gene Ontology annotation, molecular function: protein binding.
AUGCAGGGCUAUGUGCUGCUGCUGCUGUUUUGGGCUUACACAGCGCUGGCAGAUUGGAGCCCCAAGGUUAAAAAGUUUGAAAAUCCAUUUCCUAGUGAAUUGAAGUCUUUUGACGACUCUCCGGUGUUAUUGACCAUCGAACAUAGCACUGUGAAGAUUUCCAAAGACAUUGGAGAGCACUGGAACGCAGUCAAAUUGGUUGGGGACAAUAUCGACUUCAUUAUUAUUGAUCAGAAUUACAAGAAAGACCGUGCGUUUGUUACUGGCGCCAACAAUGAAGGAAGGCUCUUCAUGACAAGUGACCAGGGAGAAACGUGGUCACAACUUGAUGUGCCCUUCUCGUCGGUAAAAAACAACGGAUUCUUUACAAUAGAUGUGCAAUCCAACGCUUUUGCAGAAAACGACCUUCUGGUCACCACAGUGAACUGUCAGGAUGGACCGUGCAAAUCUCAUGUAUUUGUAACAAGCGAUUUGAAAAACUUUGAAAAGAUUCAGUUGCCUCGUAACGAUUAUCGCAGUUUACAUUGCCGUUAUUCCGGGCUCGCGGGCAAUGAAGACUCCACUCACGAUAUUCUCUGUGAUGCAUCCUACAAAUACAAGGAAGCCACUCUUGUUAAACUGUUUGUUUCCAGGGAUGGCGGUGUGAAAUUUGAGUAUCUCGAGCCAUUCAAAGAAAGCGAUGUCCGCAGGGUAAGUGUCAUGUCUGGUUACGUCAUUGUCUCGACAUUGGAAGACCGAUACAAUCGUGAUUCGCCUCAAGACCUAUGGAUAUCGCGAGAUGGUCAAAAUUUCAAAAGGGCUUCAAUCCCAACCAGUGUGAGGGGUUCUCUUUUUUUGUCGCAAAUUUCUGAGUACUCUAACCGGUUGAUGCUCUUGUCUGACUUCGAGAAUUCCGCAAGGCGAGGGGGUGGUCUCUUUCUAUCGGACUGUGAGGGCCUCAAGUUCUCUCCAGUGUUCGUUUCUCCUCCAUACCAAAGACGAUUUCACACGAUAUCCGAUGUCAGUGGUCUAGAAGGUGUUCUCGUGGAUUCUUUCAUCGACUUUCCCGGUUAUCGGGGAAAGUCGACUUCUGUUAUAACUAAGAUUACUUUUGACGGUGGAUGGUCAUGGUCUGACUUACUAGUGGACAAUAUAGAUAACGAGUUUGACUGCGAAGCGGGUGAUUCCCGCAAAUGCCCUCUCACAGUUCCUGAGAUGAGCUCCUUCUUGUUUAGAAACAAUCCGCAUGCUACGUUACCUGGACUGCACUAUUUUGUUGGAUAUGUGAAAGAAAAAGAGGUUAAUAAAGAGAAGGGUCCAACAAUGCGAACUUUCAUGACCAGCGAUGGAGGCCAGACGUGGAAAAAGGCUUUUGACUUUCCCGUGGUAAUUCAAUAUGGUGAUUUCGGUAACAUCAUGGUUGCCUUUCCGUUCGCACCUGAUUCUUAUGAAAGAGAUCCGGCCGCCGAAUUCUAUUACUCGGUGAGCCGCGGUGAGAUUUGGAUCAAGUAUCAAUUGAAAAAGUCUGUGUACAUUUUUGACUUUUUCACUACCGCGCUUGAUGGGUCAGGAUCAAGUUUUAUCGUGCAUUGCAGAGACUCAAGAACUCGUGAAACCUGGAUUUACACCAUUGACUUCUCCGAUCUCUUCGACGGAAAAAAAUGUGGAGAGGACGACAUGGAGGGCUGGUUUUCGAACGGUGGUGAGUGCAUUGGCGGGACGAGACGUAAAUACACAAGGAGAAAGAAUGACGCAGAAUGCCUCAUCAGAGAAACCUACAAGGAUCUCGAGUUUGAAGAAGAAGUAUGCCAAUGUAGCGAUGCUGAUUAUGAAUGCUCUCCCGAAUUUUAUCUCGCACCUAGCGGUAACUGUGAAUUAGACUUCAACUUUCUUGAGCAAUCACAAAGUUGCAGCACAGUGAAGCAAGGUGAAAAGAUAAAACUACGCCCAAAGAAGCUUCAAAGAGGAAACAAAUGUAAUGGCCCGUUGACCAUAGAUCCAAAAGAAGUUGAUUGCGGCGGGCUUACCGAUGGAGAUCGAAGAGCGCCUAUUGUUGUCUUUGAGAACUCGCUUCAGUCCGAGCUCAAAUCAUACCAAUACUUCAACACCAUAGCCGAUGAGACUGUCCUGCUAAGAGAUAGUAAGAAUGAGGUUUACGUUUCAUACGAUAGUGGUAGAAUCUUGCAAAGGCUCACGAAUAACGUCACUGAAGUCGUUUUCAAUCCUUACUUCAAUACGAGUGCUUACAUUUUUGAUGAUGACGACCAAUUGCACAUUACUAAUGAUCGGGCGAGGACUUUCGAAACGUUCAAGUUACCUGAGUCGAAGCAGCUAGGGUUUCCGUUGUCAUUCCACGCGAAGGACCGAAAUACUUUCAUUUACUACGGAGGCAAAGGUUGUGAAAGCAUAUUUGACCUGCAUUGCCAUUUCGUCGCUUACAUCACACAAGAUGGCGGAAAUAGUUUUACUGAGCUAAAAAGUGGAGCAAACAACUGCGAUUUUGUCGGUUCCUUGUACGAAGAUCCGUCGCACCGAGAUAUGCUACUGUGCGCGAUUGGCGAGCCCGGAUCUAGAGGAAAUGAAAUAGUCACUAGCAUUGACUUUUUUCAAAGUGAGCCCAGAACUGUUUUUGAAAAUGCUCUUGGGUUCGUAUCCGUUGGAGAAUACACCGUCAUUGCGGUUCCUCAUGAAGACCAAGAAUUAAGAGCAUUCGUUACAAUAGAUGGCAAGAACUUUGCCGAGGCCAAACUGCCUGCUGGCUUGGGAACAGAUAAGCAGCAGGAUUACACUGUGCUGGGAUCUCAGAAAGGUGCCAUUUUUUUUCACCUAACCACGCAUAUGAACGACAAUCAAGAGUUUGGAGCUCUAAUGAAAUCCAAUUCUAAUGGAACAUCCUUUGUAACUCUAGAACAAGCGGUGAAUCGAGGUCCUCGAGGCUUCGUUGAUUUUGAAAAGCUGGAGGGUCUUGAGGGUAUCAUACUCAUAAACUCGGUAGCUAACGUUGACGAAUUGAAAUCGGACACAAAAGCUCAAAAACUUCUGAAGUCAAAGAUAUCGUUCAAUGACGGCGCCGAUUGGACUUACCUUGAACCACCGAGAAAGGACUCAGAAGGUGAAUACUUUAAGUGCAACCCAAAAAAUAAAGAAUCCUGCUCUCUGAACCUUCAUGGAUAUACUGAGAGAACUGACCAAAGAGACACUUACUCCUCAGGUUCGGCUUUAGGCUUUGUGAUUGGUGUUGGAAAUGUUGGAGAGUAUUUAUUACCGCUUGAACAAUGUUCAACGUUUAUGAGUGUCGAUGGAGGGUUCACAUGGAAGGAGAUAAGAAAGGGUGUAUAUCAAUGGGAAUAUGGUGAUCGAGGAAGUGUAGUGGUUCUUGUUAAAGAUGGUGGGAAAACAGACUCACUCACUUAUUCUGUUGACUCUGGAAAAACCUGGCAAGACUACAAGUUUUCGAACGAAGAAGUAUAUGUGGAAGACUUGGUGACUACACCUCAGGACUCAUCCAUGCGUUUUCUCAUCAUUGCCAAAUCAUCUAAGGUGACGGGCAAAGAGACACGUACGUUUACGGUGGACUUUACCCAUUCAUUCGAGCGUCAAUGUCGUUUGCGGGAAGGAGAUUACGUUUACCGCAGUUUUGGUAAGUGCCUCUUUGGUCAUCAAGAAGAAUACCUUCAAAAAGUUAAUGAUGAUUGUUACAAUGGCGCAGCGCCCAUCAAAGACAUGGCGAGGGUGGCUAAAACAUGUGCUUGCACCAGAAUGGAUUUUGAGUGUGACUACAACUACUAUAAAGCGAGCGACGGCACAUGUAAGCUUGUCGAGGGAACAGGCCCUCCAGACGGUAGUGAAAUAUGUCGAAAGCAUGGCUUUCCUGUAGAGUACCUUGAAACCACAGGUUACAGGAAGAUACCACUGUCAACCUGCGAAGGAGGCCUGGAGCUAGAUUGGUCCUCCCGUCGUCAUGCAUGCCCCGGUUUCGAAGAAGAAUUCAAGAGACUUCACCGGGCUACUGGUGGUCAUAUAUUCGCAAUUGUUGUUCUUCCACUCGUCGUGUGCAUUGCUGCUACCUGGUUUGUGUACGUCCGUGGUGUCAAUCGUAAUGGCGGAUUCUCCCGUUUUGGAGAAACCAGAUUAGGAGACGAGGAACUAAUUGAACGAAAUGGACUAGACAAGGUUGUAAACUUGACCGUCAAGAUAGGUGUUCUAGGGUUUUCAGGGCUUCUAACUGCCAAGCAAUUGACCACUCGAGCGGUUCAUAAUGCGUGGCAGCGUUUACGUUCAAGAUUAUCGGGUAGCACAAACGGCCCAACAUACUAUUCGCUGAAUCGCGGCCAAUUUCUGGAUGAGGCUGACGAGUUGUGUGCCGGCCGUGACGACGAUGCAAACGACCUAACGAGUUUCCGCCACGAUGAUGAAAUCCAGAGUAACGAAACGGCGAGACCAUACAGACAUGAACUCAAUGAAUCCGAAGGUCACGUGAAUGCCGAUAAUGUUAACGAUGCUUGA